Messenger RNA from Striga hermonthica, 1044 nucleotides. Lineage: Eukaryota; Viridiplantae; Streptophyta; Magnoliopsida; Lamiales; Orobanchaceae. The record is from the annotation of a GenBank genome assembly.
AUGGCGAUGCUACCAUCACCAUGUAUCUUGAACCCUGCAACAACAAGUGAUUUUCUCUGUCCCAAUUCAUGUUUACAAUUUUAUCCCUCCAAGCCCACCUGCAAACCUCGUCUCCAUUCUUCAGUUAUCACCUUAUCUUACAAGCCCAUGAAAGGGGCUGUCGAGAACGAUAAGCAGAGAGAGAUUCUUGAGCAGUACGGUCUCAAUCCCGACGAGUUCUUAUCUGAACCCUCAUCAAAGACAAAAAGAAGAAAGGAGCAGGGGAAUAAAGGAACGAGAAGCCGAACACCUCCAGAAAAGCCUCAGCCUGAGAGGGAGACUCACAAAUUAAUGCAGGUUCUUGGAGGGACCGCUCGGAGGAAAAAAUUGCUCUCACCAAAGGGCUUGGAUGUGCGGCCGAUGAUGCAAGUUGUAAAGGGAGCAGCUUUUUCGAUUUUGCAGUCAGCUGGUGGUUCUCCUCAGUUUCUGAGGCCGGGACGCUGGUUAGAUUUGUAUAGUGGUACAGGCUCUGUUGGCAUUGAAGCUAUCAGUAGAGGAUGCUCUGUGGCGCACUUUGUUGAGAUGGAUCCUUGGGUUGUCUCGGAAGUGCUUCGGCCAAAUUUGGAGUCUACUGGUUUUCUUGAUGUAUCAGUUAUACACACUGCCCGUGUCGAGACCUUCUUGGAAAAUUCAGAACGGUUUGCAGGUAAAGAUUGUGCAUUUGAUUAUAUAAGUAUAACUCCUCCAUAUAUGCUCGUGGACUAUGCUGUGCUCAUGGAACAAAUUACGAAAUCUUCUGUUGUUGGGGAGGAUACCUUUAUUGUUAUUGAAUAUCCUUUGAAAACCGACUUGUUGGAAUCAUAUGCGGGCUUGGUAAAGAUAGCCGAUAGGCGGUUUGGGAGGACGAAUUUAGCAAUAUAUGGACCAAAGUGGGCACAAAAGAAGAAUCUAUUUUGGCCGUGCAAAAUCACCUUGUUUUUCCAGAUCGAGCAAUGGCACUCGAAUUUGACAAAUGGAGUACCAAACAUGAAUUUGAUCAAUUACAGUUCAAUCUUCAACGGCUAG